This is a messenger RNA of Penicillium salamii, 1530 nucleotides long. The record is from the annotation of a GenBank genome assembly. NCBI's taxonomy places the organism in Eukaryota, Fungi, Ascomycota, Eurotiomycetes, Eurotiales, Aspergillaceae.
AUGCUUUCUACUGAAAGCUCCGAAGGACACCCACCGGCUUUGCAGCCAGAUCCCAGAGAAACGCCCUCUCCUGUGGUCGUGGAAGUUGAAGCAGAUGCAACUACCUCUCUCAGUCGAACCGUGGCAAUCAAUGCUUCACUUACCUGCAUUACUGGUAUUGGAAAUCUGCUCGCUGGUCUACUCACUGUAUGCAUCCCGGUGAUUUCAAAAGACUUGCAUAUCCCGCCAGAUCUACAGCUUUGGCCCGCCUCCGCUUUCGCGCUCGCCUGCGGCUGCUUGCUACUCCCAUGCGGUGCGGUUGCUGAUGUACUUGGCUGCCGGCGCUCCUGCUUACUUGGCGGGCUGCUUCAGACCGCAAGCGCACUUGGUGCAGGCCUUGCAUCCACAUCGACCCAACUUAUUGCAUUACGAGUCACCGGGGGUCUCGCCGCAUCAUUCUGUCUUCCUGGAGCCAUCGGCGCCGCUGGACAUAUAUUUCCUGCCAGCAGCAGCCCACGCCGCCGUAGUAUCGCAUUUGCUGCUAUGGGUGGUGGCCAGGCUGUCGGGUUUGGACUGGGCUUGGUGCUGGGAGGUGUGUUUUCUGAUACAAUCGGCUGGCGUUGGGGCUUUUAUGCCACGGCUGUACUCAAUGCUGCUGUACUUGCCUUGGCGGUAUGGGCACUCCCACCCACUAUAGAUGGUAUUUUAGAGAAGGCUUCCUUCUCUCGUCUUGUGCAUGACAUUGACUGGGUCGGCGCAUUACUCAUUAGCACAUGUCUUGCACUCCUCUCUUACGAGCUGGCUGUAGCAACGGGAUCAAAUGCAAAUCAAAGUAUGCGUGAACCUUUAAAUAUUACCCUGCUAUGCAUAGCAGUAGCACUUCUACCGGCAUUUGCCCUUUGGAUGCAUCGUCAGUCCCGGUUGUCUCGUCCCACCUUGAUUCCAAACGCUCUAUGGACGAACCUACCAUUUACAUCCAUGUGCGUUACUGUAUUCCUUGUCUGGGGUACUCUGAAUGCCAGCGAACAGCUCGCGGCCCUAUACUUCGAAGAUGUUUUGGGCAAGUCCACUCUCACAGCAUCUCUCUACUUCUUACCUGCCCCGAUAUGCGGCUUAUUGAUGAACAUUGCCAUUGGAGCCUUCCUUCCACACCUGUGGCCAUCUAUAGCGGUCCCUGCAACCUGCUUUUUGAGUGGUAUCGCCCCAUUAUUACUAGCAAGCUUGUGCCACAUUGAUGGGCCGGACUAUUGGCGCGGUCCUUUCCAGGCAAUGGCCCUUAACCCCAUCGGCGCGGACCUUAUGUAUACGAUCGCUAUUCUAGUGAUGACAGCUGCAUUUCCACCCCAAAAACAAGCCCUAGCAGGUGGAGUCUUUAACAUGCUAUCGCAAAUUGGCAAGAGCGUGGGGAUCGCCACAUCGGCGUUAAUUGCGCGACAGAUCACCUCUCAGGUGGGGAAACCGGAUAAUCUGGAGAGUCUGUUACUCGGGUAUAAAGCCGGUUGGUGGUAUAAUUGUUCCUUAGGGUUCUUAUCGGUGAUUGUGAGUUUCUGA